GGCAGUUGACACGCGCCAGACUUCUCGUUCGUUUAAACGUGUGUCGUACGUGGCGGAGUAGAACGCUAUUGGCGACACGCCGGUGUCGGGCAAAUUAGGAAUAAAAUCCCGCGAACGAAUUUCUCUCACGACUUCGGCAAAGUUAUCGUCGUAGUAUCGACUAACAACGAAAUAAGAUACCACUGUCGGUCGCUGUUCACUGGAAUCGAUAAUAGAUAUGCACACAAUAAUAGAUACGCGAUGCACAACGUAACUUGAUAUUACGUGAAAGAAAGAGAGCUGUCCAACUGUUUCGCCGGUUUUUUAAACAUGAUCGGUGUGUUCAAUUUUCUCUUCCAUCAGUAUAUUACUUGUCAAGCAAUAUCAAAACCGGAACGCGACAUGCUGUGUCGUCGAGUAUCGUGAUGUCAUUUACAAUCAUAUAAGAAAUUUUGUCAGAAAAAAAGCUUGUAAUUAUAGUUGACGAUUUUCGUUACGACGUCAUUGGUCAUGAAAUUGUGAGAUAAGAGGAGCAAGAAAAACGUAACCAGAGGAAGAAGACAUCACAGUGGAACCAAUAAAAGCAGUGAAAGUUUUCUUGAAUUCACUCUUCAUCGCGGAGCAAUCAUUACUACCGUGAGAAGCAAGUCUAAAUGUGUUCAAUAGCGAUGCCAACUGAAUUGCUCCUAGGGCAUAGCCCUCCAGUAUAUAAUCCUCUGCUGUAUAGUCCUUUGGUGGUCACAGCACCGUCGAUUACCAAUAGGUCGGUGCCACCUAGAAUUAGACCAUGUCUUUCUUCGGGAUCGUUGACUUUGGAUGCGCUGCGAAACAACAAACAGAAGAAACGUGUGGUAUUCGCCGAUGAUCGCGGUCAUCCACUUACUCAGGUUCGUAUGAUGUCAGAGCCAAGUAACAUGCCACCAUUAUGGAGUACGGCUUAUGUUACUGGAUUAACCGGCGAUUUGCUACGCACGUCAAAGGAGAAUCAGGACACAGUGCAGGAUGUUACGCCACCUUGGCAGGUGACUUUUCCACAACCAGCGAGCGAUUACCUUGCCUUUCGUCGUAAACUUGAUCAGGAUAACGUUAGCCUAGAGAACGUAAUCGUGCGCGAGUCUGAGCAGUGCUUGGUGGGCACAGUGAAAGUCAGGAACUUGGCCUACGAUAAAGAGGUCGUAGUGAGGGUUAGCAACGACUAUUGGUCCACCCAUGAGGACGUGCAUUGCACAUAUGUAGAACAGCCUGGGACACCGGCCCUCAUUCUCUAUGACACCUUUCGUUUUCGAUUGACGUUGCCGGUAGCAUCGAAUGUAGUUGAGUUUUGCGUACGAUACCGUACCGACGGUAUAGAAUCGUGGGACAAUAAUGAUGGCAAAAAUUAUCUGGUUCGCAAGAAGCAAGAGCCUCGAGUAUUGGUCAAACGAUUCGACACCUCGUCGAUAACGUGCAAUGGAUUUUCGAAUAAUAAUGAAACAAGGGAUGGCGUUCAGCGUGUCACGGAUGCCACUAGGAUGAACAUGCGUACCUGGAGUGAAUUUGCGUCUUGGCAUCAUCUGGCUAAUGACGCUCCUUAUUGGUGAAUUUGUUGGAGAGACUGCCUCCUUAUCAAUACGUUGUACGAAACUGUACGCAAAUUCCUCCACUUACUUCUCCGGUCUUUAAUUGUUGAGACGUAAAUCAUGCGGGAUUAUGGGAUGUCUCGUGACGCAUACGUCAGAAGACACGGAAAAGAUGAAUGCGAAACGAGAGAAAAGAAGUUAUGCUCAAUAAUUUAAUUGAGAACGAAGAAUGAGAGCGUGAUAUGGGAAAAAGCACUCGACGAAAGACGAUAGCGAACGCAACGAACGAAUGCACAGAUAAUCUAAUCUAUAUGAACAGUGACUCGUUUUUUUGAAACGGGAACAGUUAAGGACCGAUCUCGCAGCGGAAGGCCAAAAUCCGCAACUAAUGGUAAUAAGACUUUGGAUGUCCUCCAAUCAUUUCAGGAAAAUCCUCAUUUGUCCGUAUCAAAAACAGCACAAGCCCAUGAUAUCAGUAAAGAUAUUGGAGUGACGAAAACCCACAUUGGAUGAGUGAUCUUCGCACACAAUAUCCACAAAAAUUAAAUCUUUGGACAGAGAUUUGUAGUCGCGGUAUUAUAGGCCCAUUUUUCAUAGAUGCAAGAUGCAGUAGGACCUCAUUUUGCGGUACGAGUUCGAGAAUUUUUAAACCAUUCUUUUCCUAAUCGAUGGAUAGGUAGGAGAAGUGCCAUUGAGUGGCCUGCUGGAUCACCUGAUCUAUCUCCUCUUGAUUUAUUUUUUUGGGGACACAUCAAAACCUGCAACACAAAGAAGCAUAAUGAGACUUAAAAAUGAUGGACUCGAUAGAUUUAAAUACUUACAAGAUAAUUUGGAGUUGAUUACACUUCUUUCUACAGAAUAUAUUUAUUUAAAAGGAAAUGAAGUGUUUUUGGUUUUUAAGAGGUAGAAAGUGAUUAUAGUAUAAGAAAAAGAAUUGCUCUUUCUUUUCGUGAAAUGGA
Molecule: messenger RNA, 2497 nt
Organism: Harpegnathos saltator (Jerdon's jumping ant)
Lineage: Eukaryota; Metazoa; Arthropoda; Insecta; Hymenoptera; Formicidae
Gene: Gbs-70E
Product: Glycogen binding subunit 70E
Exons: 8
Coding region: 633-1559 (308 amino acids)
Biological process (GO): regulation of glycogen biosynthetic process
Cellular component (GO): protein phosphatase type 1 complex
Molecular function (GO): glycogen binding; protein phosphatase 1 binding
Source: RefSeq, a predicted model, not a curated record